AACUGAGACCGUGCACGCAGCGGCAGAGAGCGGCUCCGAGUCCGCACCUGGGAGUCGCGCCCGGACGCAACGCGCCCGCAGUGCCCGCUGCGCCCGGGCUGGCAUGGGGAGGCCCGGCUGAGCGCCGCACCCCACCGCCGAGACCCGCCCGCUCUUCCACGGCGGCUCGCGCGCGCACAGCCGAUGGCGAAAGCGACGUCCGGCGCCCCGGGGCUGGGGCUGAAGCUGUUUUUGCUGCUGCCGCUGCUGGGCGAAGCCCCACUAGGCCUCUACUUCUCAAAGGAUACUUACUGGGAGAGGCUGUAUGUGGACCAGCCACCUGGCACACCCCUGCUCUAUGUCCAUGCUCUACGGGAUGCCCCUGAAGAAGUCCCUAGCUUCCGCCUGGGCCAGCAUCUCUCUAGCGCCUUCCGCACACGGCUGCAUGAGAAUGAUUGGAUCCGCAUCCAUGAGGACACUGGCCUUCUCUACCUCAACCAGAGCCUGGACCACAGUUCCUGGGAACAGCUCAGCAUUCGCAACGGUGGCUUCCCCUUGCUCACCAUCUUCCUCCAGGUCUUCCUGGGGUCCUCAACCCAGCGGGAGGGCGAAUGUCAUUGGCCAGGCUGUGCCCGGGUGUACUUCUCCUUCAUCAAUGACUCCUUCCCAGCGUGUAGCUCCCUCAAACCUCAGGACCUCUGCGUCCGGGAGACGGGCCUGUCCUUCCGCAUCAGGGAGAACAGGCCCCCCGGCACCUUCUACCAGUUACACCUAUUGCCUGUGCAGUUCCUGUGCCCCAACAUCAGUGUGACCUACAGGCUCCUGGAAGAGGAGAGUCUGCCCUUCAGUUGCAACCCAGACACCUUGGAGGUGAGCACCCGCUGGGCCCUGGACCGGGAGCUUCAGGAGAAGUAUGUGCUGGAGGCCGAGUGCAGAGUGGGCACCGGUGCCAACGAAGAGAAGGUGACUGUGUCCCUCCCGGUGACCGUGUACGAUGAGGACGACUCAGCACCCACCUUCUCCGGAGGUGUGGACACUGCCAGUGCUGUGGUGGAGUUUAAGCGGAAGGAGGGCACUGUGGUGGCCACUCUGCAUGUGUUUGAUGCAGAUGUGGUGCCAGCAUCUGGGGAGCUGGUGAGACGGUACACAAGCACACUACUCUCAGGGGACUCCUGGGCCCAGCAGAACUUCCGGGUGGAGCACUCACCCAACGAGACCUUGGCCCAGGCCAACAACAACUCUGUGCGGGCAACCAUGCACGAUUACAAGCUGGUUCUCAACCGGAGCCUCCCCAUCUCAGAGAGCCGAGUCCUGCAGCUGGUGGUCCUGGUCAAUGACUCAGACUUCCAGGGGCCUGGGACAGGUGUCCUCUUCCUCCAUUUCAAUGUGUCUGUGCUGCCUGUCACCCUGAACCUACCCAGUGCCUACUCGUUCCCAGUGAAUAGAGGAGCUCACCUUUAUGCCCAGAUUGGGAAAGUCUGUGUGGAAAACUGCCAGGAGUUCAGUGGCAUCUCCGUCCAGUACAAGCUACAUCCCUCCAGCACCAACUGCAGCGUUCUAGGCGUGGUCACCUCAACUGAGGACACCUCGGGGACCCUCUUUGUAAAUGACACAGAGGCCCUGCAGCGACCUGAAUGUGCCGAGCAUCAGUACACGGUGGUAGCCACUGACAAGCAGACCCGCCAGCAGGCCCAGGCUUCACUGCUCAUCACAGUGGAGGGGACGUAUGUUGCUGAAGAAGAGGACUGCCCCAAAUCCUGUGCAGGCAACAAGAGACGGCCUGACUGUGAGGAGUGUGGUGGCCUGGGCUCUCCCACGGGCAGAUGUGAGUGGCGUCAGGGAGAUGGCAAAGGAAUCACCAGGAACUUCUCUACCUGCUCCCCCAGCAUCAGGACCUGCCCCGAUGGCCACUGUGAUGCUGUGGAGAGCCGGGAUAUCGACAACAUUUGCCCCCAGGACUGUCUCCGUGGCAGCAUUGUUGGAGGACACGAGCCAGGGGAGCGCCGGGGGAUUAAAGCUGGCUAUGGUACCUGCUACUGCUUACCUGACGAGAAGAAGUGCUUCUGUGAGCCGGAGGACAGCCAGGGCCCGCUGUGUGACGAGCUGUGCCGCACAGUGAUCACAGCUGCCGUCCUCUUCUCCUUCAUCAUCUCGGUCCUGCUGUCCACUUUCUGCAUCCACCGCUACCACAAGCAUGCGCACAAGCCGCCCAUUGCUUCCGCGGAAAUGACCUUCUGCCGGCCAGCCCAGGGCUUCCCAAUCAGCUAUUCCUCCUCGGGGACCCGCCGGCCCUCACUGGAUUCCAUGGAGAACCAGGUGUCUGUGGACUCUUUCAAGAUCCCGGAGGAUCCAAAGUGGGAAUUUCCUCGGAAGAACUUGGUUCUUGGGAAAACCCUGGGAGAAGGAGAGUUUGGAAAGGUGGUCAAGGCGACAGCCUUCCGUCUAAAAGGCCGAGCAGGAUACACCACAGUGGCCGUGAAAAUGCUCAAAGAAAACGCCUCCCAGAGUGAGUUACGAGACCUGCUGUCUGAGUUCAACCUCUUGAAGCAAGUCAACCACCCACAUGUCAUCAAGCUGUAUGGGGCCUGCAGCCAGGACGGGCCACUUCUUCUCAUUGUGGAGUAUGCCAAGUAUGGCUCCCUGCGGGGAUUCCUCCGUGACAGCCGCAAGAUUGGGCCUGGCUACGUGGGCAGUGGAGGCAGCCGCAAUUCCAGCUCCCUAGACCACCCGGAUGAACGGGUACUGACCAUGGGUGACCUCAUCUCCUUUGCCUGGCAGAUCUCAAGGGGUAUGCAGUACUUGGCUGAGAUGAAGCUCGUACAUCGGGACUUAGCUGCCAGGAACAUCUUGGUAGCUGAAGGACGGAAGAUGAAGAUUUCUGACUUUGGGCUGUCCCGAGAUGUUUACGAAGAAGAUUCCUAUGUGAAGAAAAGCAAGGGCCGGAUUCCUGUCAAAUGGAUGGCAAUCGAGUCCCUUUUCGAUCAUAUCUAUACCACCCAAAGUGAUGUGUGGUCCUUUGGGGUACUCCUGUGGGAGAUUGUGACCCUGGGGGGCAACCCCUACCCUGGAAUUCCUCCUGAACGACUCUUCAACCUUCUGAAGACGGGCCACAGGAUGGAGAGGCCGGACAACUGCAGUGAGGAAAUGUACCGCCUGAUGCUGCAGUGCUGGAAGCAGGAGCCAGACAAGAGGCCAGUAUUUGCUGACAUUAGCAAGGAUCUGGAGAAGAUGAUGGUCAAGAGCAGAGACUACUUGGACCUGGCAGCAUCCACCCCGUCUGACUCACUGCUUUACGAUGACGGCCUCUCAGAAGAGGAGACGCCCCUGGUGGACUGUAACAGCGCUCCCCUCCCGCGCUCCCUCCCUUCCACAUGGAUUGAAAACAAACUCUAUGGCAUGUCAGACCCGAACUGGCCUGGAGAGAGUCCUGUACCACUCACGAGAGCCGAUGGCACUAGCACUGGGUUCCCAAGAUAUGCAAAUGAUAGUGUAUAUGCUAACUGGAUGGUUUCACCCUCAGCGGCAAAAUUAAUGGACACACUUGAUAGUUAACAUUUCUUUGUGAACGGUAAUGGACUCCCAAGGGGGAAGAAACAUACCAAGAGCACCAAGUCCACCGGCCCCUUUGUGCCCAUCACACUGGCCAAGACCAGCGCACGGUGGCAGACGUGUUUUCUGUAGUUGUUUUAGCUGUUUUCCAAAGUGGUUUCCCUUCAGUUUUACCAGCCGGUGGCCCUCCCUCCUGGCACACUUGCCCCACUGGGUGGGUGUUCAAGUCUCUGGUUUAGAGCCUCUUUCUCUUUAGUAUCGGGAAGCACCUCUGUUGGUCUGUUCCUCAGUAGCCACCAUGAGCUCUGUGUUCACCUGUGUGGGGUCUGCCCUUCACAACUUGUAUGAGAAAUUGUACCUGAACUGUAUUUUCCUGGUUGAUAAAAAACCCACUACGCAAAAAAAAAAGUUUCAACCUGAAGCACACAUACAACAUGGUUGAAAAAAGGCCAGAAUGGCCUGUCCUUGUUCAGAAUGAGAGCCCAGGAAGGGUCUGGGUGGCAGCAUCCGAGCCCACCAGGGCUGGAGGGGAGAAGGGGCCUCAGGGCAGUCCUCGGCUCAGCAUAGGACAUCUUCAAUAUAGAUUUUUUGUUGUGUUUUUUUUUUUAAACCAUAUAACCUUUUCUUAGGAAAACGUUUUGUUUCUGUCAUGGUUAAGUGGCUCUUAGAUUUAGCACAAUGGAGAGAUUUGGUGCUGCCCUUGCUAGGGACAAGGCAGCUUGAAAGAAGUGGCCCCCCAAGACGUAUUUCCCCCGUUGAGCCCUCUACAUCGUUCUCACACGUUCAGCACUGAGUGAGUGACUGCUGCCAGCUGACCAGAACAGGAGGAAGAAAGGGGGCAUUUGGAGUGGAGUGUCCCGCAGGCCCAGAAUUGCUGGCAGCAGAGGCCUCGAGCCACAAAGGCUGCCCCCCAGCACACCAUCCUGCAGUACAUCCCACCACCAAAGAGUGCACGCAUCUUCUGCAUCCGGGGCAGGUGGGUUUGUCUCAUUGUGAUGGGUGUCUUGUCAGCUCACGCCCAAAGGGAAGAACAGUUCAGCUAGCUGUAUUAGAAGUUGCCCCGAUAAUGGCUGAGGUGAGAGAACAAGGUUUUGGCUCUUAUAGAGCUUGUGUGAAAGGCACAUGGGUCAGCUCUUCCUGUCUGUCGUUUAUGCUGCUACGGCACGUGUUUUGGUUUCUUUGGUUCUGACCAUGACUCACCUGUAAGGUUCUUAACUUUCUGUACUGAUGGUUUGUAGCCACGGACACUCCACCCUCCUCUGGGGUGUCAGGGGUGCCUCUUAGAAGUCUCAGCAGCUCUUUCGGCUGUGUCUGGACUGUCACUUCCCAGGAAAAGGUCACAUUACCAAAACACUGCCUGGUCUUCAGACUUAAAGCACUGUGAUAGGACUUUAAGUAGUCAUAGUAAAAUACUAUAUUUUGUGGGCAUUUCACAAACACAGUAAAAUUUUGACAUUUUAUGUGGCUGAGAAUGCUCAGAUAAGUAUACCAGAUAGAGCCUUAGGAGUGUGUGAUUUUUGUGUGCACACACAGCCAGGCCAGACAGAAAGAUGAAAAAAAUGCUUAUUUAGGCAUGUAAUGUGGCUUUAGUUUGGGCCAUCUUUUUUUCAGAUACACUGUGAUAAGUUU
Messenger RNA from Peromyscus eremicus (cactus mouse), 5157 nucleotides. It is a transcript of the gene Ret, whose product is annotated as ret proto-oncogene. Gene Ontology annotation, cellular component: signaling receptor complex; axon; membrane. Bases 184 to 3531 code for a protein of 1115 amino acids. Lineage: Eukaryota; Metazoa; Chordata; Mammalia; Rodentia; Cricetidae. Gene Ontology annotation, biological process: positive regulation of kinase activity; protein phosphorylation; cell surface receptor protein tyrosine kinase signaling pathway. The record is from RefSeq and is a predicted model, not a curated record. Gene Ontology annotation, molecular function: ATP binding; calcium ion binding; transmembrane receptor protein tyrosine kinase activity. The transcript has 20 exons.